Molecule: messenger RNA, 645 nt
Organism: Penicillium cosmopolitanum
Lineage: Eukaryota; Fungi; Ascomycota; Eurotiomycetes; Eurotiales; Aspergillaceae
Exons: 1
Coding region: 1-645 (214 amino acids)
Source: RefSeq, a predicted model, not a curated record
AUGACUACAGGACUGCUUCGAGUAUGGUUCGAGCCUCAUGAUUCCGUCGACGAGGAUAGCUUCAACGAAUGGAGGAAAUCGGCGUUUUCCCAAAUCCUUGGACUUUCUAGCGUCGACAUUUUGACCAGCAAGGACAAAAUCGAGGGUCCCAACAUUUACCCGUACGAGAACGCCUACCACGUAAACGAUAUUCAUGCCAUCGACGAAGCAUUGGUCAAUACCCUUCGUACAUCCGCCGAAAGAGUCCUUAGGCGCAGCGAUUGGCAACUUUAUGAACGGAUCUCUUAUGACAAGCGCGACGAUGUCGGAGAGCGCUUGCCUGGAACAGUCUUUGUCACGGUCGGAAUGUCACCAAUUGACUCGUCGGAAAAUAUCACCGACUAUCAUGAAUGGUACAAGCAGGAACAUAUGCCAAUCCUGAGAGAUGUGCCUGGGUGGCGCAGUGGUAGCCGGUACAGGCGUCUGGCUUCCUAUGGAGACCAUGCUGAGUUCUCUUCGCCGUUUCUAGCGGUCCACCAAUACAACGAACAAAAUGGUCUUGGUGGCGAGCAAUGGUCCAAAUCUGUAAAUUCACCAUGGACAAAGCGAGUUUUGUCAAAUUUGGCUGAGCCAAGCCAUAGACGAGUUUGGAGAUUGGCAUUUUAG